CACGUGUUCGCCAGAGUGAAGUCCCAUCGUGUUUAGUUUGUCGAAGAAGUUUCCAAUAUUCCGGGGGAAUUCGGUCGAUCGCAGUUAUAAUAACGGCAGUAAUACAACAUUUUGGAUGGAUCAUGGUUUGUGCUGGGCGAUUUUCUUUCUUAAUUAAAUUGAGACCACAGUCGAGAUUAUUUUGCGCCUCUACCACGAGGCAUGGCACCAUAAUUCCUUUCAGACUGUCUGAUAUUGGUGAAGGGAUUCGCGAAGUUACGCUGAAAGAAUGGUUCGUUAAACCCGGUGACAAAGUCGCUCAGUUUAAUGAAAUCUGUGAGGUGCAAAGUGACAAGGCUUCUGUAACAAUAACGAGUAGAUACGAUGGCCAUGUAACAAAACUUCAUUACAAAGUUAAUGAGGUUGCACUCGUAGGUGAUGCGCUGGUGGACAUCGAGCUUGAAGAUGGUGAUGCCAAAGUCGUUAAAGAAGACUUUGAAGCCAGUGAAGUACCUUUCCAACUUCAUAACGAAAUCGUGGGGGAUUAUUAUGAUAAAAAUGGCAGGGUUUUAACGACGCCGGCCGUUAGGAGAAUUGCGGCAGAAAAUAAUGUGAAAUUGAAGAAGGUUCCUGCUACUGGAAAGGCGGGAAGAGUUCUCAAAGAAGACAUUCUCGCAUUCUUAGAAAAACAAAAAGGAAACCAUAGUACAAAGUCAAUUGAUGCUGUUCAAGUAUUUGAAAGAAACGACAAAAACGAAAAUAUUGCAAGGAAUGAUGUGGAAGUUGUUACGCUGAAGGGAUAUCAAAGACACAUGUGGAAGACUAUGACACAAUCUCUUAGCAUUCCACAUUUUGCUUACUCCGAUGAGUGUGACAUAACAAAACUUUUAGAUCUACGAAAUGACGUGAAAGAUUUCUUAAAAUCAGAGGGUAUAUCACUAACACUCAUGCCAUUCUUCGUAAAAGCAGCGUCAAAAGCUCUGGAGAAAUAUCCACAAUUAAAUGCGUGGUUGGAUGAAGACAACCAAAGCUUAAAAGUAUUCAGACGUCACAAUAUUAGUUUUGCUAUGGCCACACCUGAGGGCCUGGUGGUGCCAAAUAUCAAGAACGUUCAGGAGCUUUCCAUCACCGAAAUCGCCAAGGAAUUGAAUAGACUUCAGGAGCUGGGGAAAAAAGCUUCAUUACCUCUUUCUGAUCUGCAUCAAGGGACUUUUUCACUUUCUAACAUAGGAGUUGUCGGUGGAACAUACACAAAACCUGUGAUUCUUCCCCCACAAAUUGUGAUUGGAGCCUUCGGAAAAGUGCAAAAAGUUCCUCGUUUUGACUUCGAGGGGAACACAAUAACUGCAAAUAUUAUUUUUGUCAGUUGGGCGGCGGAUCACCGAGUCGUUGAUGGUGUUACAAUGGCCCAAUUCUCAAAUCUGUGGAAGCACUAUGUGGAAAAUCCCUCCCACCUUCUUGUUUAAAAAUCAAAAUUUUCCAAUGAAAAGUAACAAUUUUUACCUCCAAAAAUGUCGAAACAAGCGGACAACGGCAUUUUGUUUCCGAAUGAAAGGCUUGUAUUUGAGCGAUUUUUCGAUUUUCUAAUUUUGAUGGCAAAUGGUCAUGGUAAUGUUAUGAAACGUGGGAAAAUUAUGUUUUUAGGGUCAUGACUGUAUAUAUGUGUGUAACAACUUGGGUUUUUUGUGAUCCAUUUUUAGAAAAUUCAACAUAAAUACGGUGAAAUUUAGCCAUAAAAGUCUGAAAUUUCGGCUCACGGUACCCUAGUAGAAAUCAAAUGUCCGAGCACCGUCGCCUGGAUUUUCCAGAGGCGACUAUCGCAUAGCAUACGUGUGACUAAUGGCGGAACAUCCCCGCUAGCGCACCCAAUAUGUGAGACCCAAUGUCCGGGCGUGCGCGCCCACUGAAUGUCGCCCUGCCGACCAGAAUUUCUACUAGGAUAGCUAUGAUUAAGCUUAACUUGGGUGCGCUGUUUCAGCCCCAUUAGUCCAGUAGUUCCUGAGACUUCUUUAAUUUUCGUUUUUCCUCAAUAUCUCAAAACCUAAUCCAGCGAUUUCAA
Molecule: messenger RNA, 2038 nt
Organism: Diachasma alloeum
Lineage: Eukaryota; Metazoa; Arthropoda; Insecta; Hymenoptera; Braconidae
Gene: Dbct
Product: lipoamide acyltransferase component of branched-chain alpha-keto acid dehydrogenase complex, mitochondrial
Exons: 6
Coding region: 123-1445 (440 amino acids)
Cellular component (GO): cytoplasm; mitochondrion
Molecular function (GO): acetyltransferase activity; lipoic acid binding
Source: RefSeq, a predicted model, not a curated record